Messenger RNA from Puma concolor (puma), 1053 nucleotides. NCBI's taxonomy places the organism in Eukaryota, Metazoa, Chordata, Mammalia, Carnivora, Felidae. The record is from RefSeq and is a predicted model, not a curated record.
AUGGAGGUGCCUAACGUCAAGGACUUCCAGUGGAAGCGCCUGGCGCCGCUGCCCAGCCGCCGGGUCUACUGCUCCCUGCUGGAGACCGGGGGGCAGGUCUAUGCCAUCGGGGGAUGUGACGACAACGGCAUCCCCAUGGACUGCUUUGAGGUCUACUCCCCCGAGGCCGACCAGUGGACCGCCCUGCCCCCCCUGCCCACCGCCCGGGCCGGGGUGGCCGUCACCGCCCUGGGGAAGCGGAUCAUGGUGAUCGGGGGUGUGGGCACCAAUCAGCUGCCCCUGAAGGUCGUGGAGAUGUACAACAUCGAUGAGGGCAAGUGGAAGAAGAGGAGCGUGCUGCGUGAGGCCGCCAUGGGCAUUUCUGUCACGGCCAAAGAUUACCGAGUGUAUGCGGCAGGCGGGAUGGGCCUGGACCUCCGUCCGCACAACCACCUCCAACACUAUGACAUGCUCAAGGACAUGUGGGUGUCACUAGCACCCAUGCCCACCCCGAGAUAUGCUGCCACCUCCUUCCUCCGAGGCUCCAAGAUCUAUGUGCUAGGGGGACGACAGUCCAAGUACGCAGUCAACGCCUUUGAGGUUUUUGACAUCGAGACUCGCUCCUGGACCAAGUUCCCCAACAUUCCCUGUAAGCGGGCCUUCUCCAGCUUUGUGACCCUGGAUGACCGCUUGUACAGCCUGGGAGGCCUGAGGCAGGGUCGGCUCUACCGGCAGCCCAAGUUCCUCCGGACAAUGGACGUGUUCGACAUGGAACAAGGGGGAUGGCUGAAGAUGGAACGCUCGUUCUUCCUCAGGAAGCGGCGGGCAGACUUUGUGGCCGGCGCUCUGAGUGGACGGGUCAUAGUGGCCGGAGGACUUGGGAACCAGCCCACUGUCCUGGAGACAGCAGAGGCGCUCCACCCCGGGAGGAACAAGUGGGAGGCCCUCCCCACCAUGCCCACGCCCCGCUGCGCCUGCUCCAGCAUUGUCGUCAAGAACUGCCUCCUGGCUGUGGGGGGCGUCAACCAGGGUCUGAGCGACGCAGUGGAAGCCCUGUGUGUCUCUGACUCCUAG